Messenger RNA from Diospyros lotus (date-plum), 851 nucleotides. RefSeq names its product protein RESTRICTED TEV MOVEMENT 1-like. NCBI's taxonomy places the organism in Eukaryota, Viridiplantae, Streptophyta, Magnoliopsida, Ericales, Ebenaceae. Bases 93 to 614 code for a protein of 173 amino acids. The transcript is spliced from 3 exons. The record is from RefSeq and is a predicted model, not a curated record.
UUCCCGACCCAUGGGUUUCCUUUCCCCAAGUGCAGUUAAUGGGUGUCUCCAAUUCUCAAGGGUUUGCCGAAGUUUUUGGAAGGUGAAAGAUCAUGAUCAAGCUUCCUACCGUAGGGUCCCGAAAUGGACAAGCAUGGGAUCACAAGGGGAGAACAGAGCUUGUACAGAUUUUCAUUUCGUAUGAUGAUUCUGCUAUUAAAUUCUUACAAUUUCUUUAUGCUGAGAAUGGAAAGCUAGUUCUGUCUGAGCGCCUUGAUGGUAUCGAUAUCGGAAACAAAUUUAGCACAGUUACGCUCGGAUAUCUAGACGAGUUUCUAACAUCACUGAAGGCAAGUUGGGGCCAUGGGAAAUUGACUUCCAUCGAGUUCGGUACCAACCUAGGCAGACAUGGACUGUUUGGACGGGCGUACAAGGAUGACAAGCACUUUGAUUUCCAAAUGGGCAACCGCCGACCAUUCGGUGGAUUUCACGGCACUACCCAGUACGGUGUUCUGAAAUCCAUCAGGGUCUAUGUCAAGCCAAUCGCCUCGCUGAGCAACCUCAACUCCAAUCAACAGGUCAACGUCUCGAAAUCUGCCAGUAAAGCCGAAGUGAAGAUUAUCUAUUAUAUUUAGACCAUUGAUCUAUUAUCGAUCACCACCUCUACACUAGUUGGUGUGAUUAUGCCUUUAUUGUCUCGUUUGUUCAUCUGCACUUAGUUAUAGCUGGCAUCUUUUGUGUAAUUAUUGCCUUUGGUUUAUUUACCUGAAGAGUCUAAUUUAGCGAUUUAGAAUCAGAAUUCAGCUCCCGAAGUUGAACUCCGUGAAGCAAUCGCGCGACAGCGCAAACGAAUAUAGCUUCCUCUAAUAAGA